Molecule: messenger RNA, 3042 nt
Organism: Daphnia pulicaria
Lineage: Eukaryota; Metazoa; Arthropoda; Branchiopoda; Diplostraca; Daphniidae
Product: protein phosphatase 1 regulatory subunit 37-like
Exons: 10
Coding region: 280-2250 (656 amino acids)
Molecular function (GO): protein binding
Source: RefSeq, a predicted model, not a curated record
GCCGCUCUUCAGUUGUUUCCUUACUCUCGCAGCUGAUUGGUCGUUGCCUUGUUACUGCGAGACUUAUCACGCCAUACAACAACAAAAAAACAUAUAACGCUAAGCUACAUAUACCCCUUUCGCUUGUCGUCGUGCUCGUGGUCACUGUGUCAAUUCUCUAUACAUGUUAUUCCCUCUCCCAUUUAAUAAUAUUUUCAACUCGAGGUUUUGAUCGGGGAAAUCUAUACGCACUCGCUUCAGUUGGAUGGAAAUGUUAUCUGGUGAUCGCUCGUGUGGGUCAUGAUUCUCGCUACUCAUUCUAAGAUGGCUGAAGAAAUUGAAGAGUGGAGCAGCAGGUUACGUUUCACAGGUGCAUGUCAGACGGAAAAUGAAACCCCAAAUGAACUUGAUCUUUCUCACAAUCUGGACGAGUCUUCUGACCUGCCCUUCGAAGGCAUCAAGCAGAAACGCAGGAUGUUGGAGAAGAGAGUUUCUUUCCCUUCUGACGAGACCCAGUUGGUCCAGAACCUAGAGCCCACAGUUCCUGACGUUCCAGAAUGUAUCCUUACCGAAGAAGAAAGUGAUAUCAACAUUGUUGCUGCGUACACCUCUUCGUGCAAGAAGAACGAGGCUGAACCUGUUGAGCACAUUAUUGAGCAGUUAAAGACUUUGGACUUGAGCCGUCCACGCUCGGCCAGCCUCACGUUGCGAGGACGCAACUUGAAUUCCCAUGACUGUGAAUCGUUGGAGGAUGUUUUGAAAAAUGUUCCUCUGAAACUUUUAGAUAUUGGAGAUGCCCACUCCAGUGAUGAUGGUCUGAUUGCAUUGUUCGACAUGAUCGAAUUUUACGAAGCAGCCACCCAUGUGAGCAUCGCCUCCAACAAGAACAUGACCAGCAGGGGCUGGCAAGCGUGCUGUCGCAUGAUCAAAAGGACCGAGUGUUUGGAAUGGCUGGACGCAGCUCAAGUUGGGCUAUCGGAACACAGCUCAACUUUACUGGCCAGGGCACUGAGAUCCAACUCUCGCCUAAGGGUUUUGUACUUGAACGAUUGUGGUCUCACCGGAAGGUCGCUUGCCAUCAUCGCAAGUUCAUUGAAAAUGAACCGGAAUCUUCGUGAGCUGCACCUGGCCGAAAACAAAUUAACGCCUUUCGACGCCUUACAGCUUGGUAUUUUGUUGACUGGAAAUUCGUCGCUUCAGCACGUAGACUUGAGGAACAACGAAAUUUUAGAUAAAGGAAUGGGUUACAUUUGCGAUGCUCUGUUGGAUAAUGUUGGACUGAUCUCGCUUGUCGUCUGGAACAACGGUAUCACUCACGAAUCGUCUCCCGCUCUCGCCAAAGUUUUGGCAACUAACCAGACUCUGCAAACACUUAAUUUGGGUCAUAAUAAAUUAGGCGAUGAAGGAAUUAUUGGACUCAUUCCAUCUGGACUGGAGCGCAACCGUUGGCUUUUGCAUUUGGGACUCCAGGAGAACGGACUGACGUGCCCAGGGAUCAUUUCGCUGUCCGAGUCGUUGGCUACUGGAACGCAAUUGAAACGGGUUGAUUUGCGUAAAAACCAGAUCGCACUGGCAGGAUUGAUGGCCCUGGCUGCUGCUCUCAAACAUUGUCCGACCAUCACCCAACUGGACUUGGAUCCCAUCGAUCCUCCUCCUUCUACUACCUCCGGCCACCAUCAAAAUGCUGCCGAGUAUCAGCGUCUGAUUGAAGAGAUCGCCACUUGCUGCACGUCUCACGAGACUGAAGCCAACGACAGUGACACUCUGUCCAGCCUGCCCAGUGAUCUCAACAAGCGGUCCAGUAACAAUAAAGAAGCCAAUGCUGAUGAGGUCAUGUCUCGUAAAAUCUCGCUCACUUGUCUGGUCCCGCCGAGCGAUAAGCAGCUGCUCCUCCCAUUGAAUAACAAAGAAGAUGAUCAACAGCCCAGGCGGAAACUUCGCAGUCCAUUGCCCAGCCCUUCGCCCAGUCCGUCACCCAGUCCACUGCCUUCACCCAGCGGAGGAAGAUUUAAGGUAACUCGAGUGGAUGCACCGAGUCAAUCGCCUUUACCUUCCCCUCGCUCCCGUUUCACCGUCACUCCGGUGGCUGUGACUACUCCCGAAAUUGAACUGCCAGACACGGGUGACUCUGCUCCUGCUCCUGGUGGAGUGCACUCAUCCAAUAACAAUGCCGAUAGCACCAAGGAAGAUGCUUCAACUGCCGAUUACACCAGUCUCAUUCGUAGUUCUCCCAGCAAAGUUAUCGUCGGUUUUGACGUUUUAACCACCUGAGCUCCACCCUCUCUCAUUGCAAAACAAUACCGGUUCCCCAUUCUUCUUUUAUUAUCACACACGUACACACACAUGGUCCAUCUGUUGACACACAGAUUUAUAUUCUAUACAUAUACUUAAACAAAUUAUAUUUUGGAGGACAGACAACAACAACAACAGUACCAAAACAAAAUAACCCGGUGGUUUAUUUUUCGAUACCUUUUCUUUUUUUUUCCGAUAUCCAUUUCCGCCAUUCAACCUUCCCCCCCGAGUUGUUGACCAAAAAAUUAUGAAUCCCUUCCUCUUCUUGUUAUACAUCAUCCAUUGUAGUUCAGCCAGUGCGUCGCUCUUCCCCCUUGUUGUUGUUGACGGAUAAAAAUCUGUUGUUUUUUCACGGGACGCACUUUUUUCAAACAUUCUAUUAUUAUUAUAUCCAUUUCUUUUCCUUUUUCAAAUUGCUGUUGGUCAUUUUUCCGUCUUUGAAAGAUUCACACACAUUUAAAAAACAACCAAAAUCUACUAUGCAUUUUUCUCCGUUUGAGGAAUAUGGUUUUGAUGUCCGAGUCCAAUUUCUCUUUUUGUUUGUUUAAUAUCUUAUCAGGGCAUUGACGUCAUCACGCGCACGAUUUUGUUUGUUUAUUUUGGCUUUUUUUUUAAUUUUUAAAAAUCAUUUUGCUCCUCGAUUAUAUUGGUCACCACAAAGGACUCGACAGUACAAAAACCAAAAGUUUAGACAAAAAAUUAAUGUGUGUGUAUAUGUUCAGUAUUUGUUUUCAUCGACAUUUCGAAAAAUACAAACAUGUUGGCCAAAGA